Molecule: messenger RNA, 1705 nt
Organism: Ceraceosorus bombacis
Lineage: Eukaryota; Fungi; Basidiomycota; Exobasidiomycetes; Ceraceosorales; Ceraceosoraceae
Source: the annotation of a GenBank genome assembly
AUGGCUGGUCAGAAUGGACCCGCGCCACCCAGAUUCGGCAACCAUCAUGGCCGAGGUCCGCUGCCAAAGCCAGAGAUUGUCAAGCAGGACACUCUACCAGCAUCUCUCUCCAAGCUCAGCACACCGCAAAGGAAGACCGAUCCGCAAGGCAAGACACGCGAUUCCGAUGCGGCUGUAUUGCCCAUGGAGCUGAUCGAGGUCGUGAUGGAGUGCUUGCUGGACAUGCCCACCACCUCCAAACUGACCCCGCUGCUUGUAUGCUCCUCCCUCACCCGCCUCCUCAAACCCAUCGCCUAUCGCCACGUGACGCUCACCAGUCUCGCUGCUCUCCAAUCCUUCCACGCUGCCAUCUCAUCUGCUUCCGCUUCCAAUGGCCCUGCAUCUCGCUCGACAUCCACCAACGAGGGAUCGCUGGCGCGCAAGGUGCGAUCGCUCUACAUUGCCCCCUUGUCGCUAUCUUCGGAUCUGUGGGCCGCGCUGUCGCCUUCUGCGUUGCCCACCAUGCGCACCACAGCCCAGACUCACAGCCUUGUCAGGCAGAUCCUUCGCGCUUGUCGAUCGCUGCAGCAUCUUGCCCUCGAUGGCGCUCUGCUGAACAAGGAAGCAGCGGCGAGCUACGGCACGAGCUGCAAACCUCGCAGCUUGACCAGCGUCAACCCUCACUCGUACGUAGGCGGCUUUUCUGCUCCCAUCUUCUCCAAGUGUACCACGUGCCACCUCAUCGAUGGCAGCCUAACACACGAAGAAGUAAGGGAGAUUAGGGGAAUGGCUGGUGAGUGCGAGUGCGCAGCACGCGGCGAGGCAAUCAGUCAGCUAAUGACAAAGAGGUUUACCAUGCGCCUUGUCCCCUUUCGCCUCCUCAGGCCUGCGUCAUUUCUCGUGGACCUCACCACGUGAGCACAAUUCGGCUCUGCGAGAUGUCGAUGUCAUGCUGCGCAUCCUCACGGGUCCGCAGCCGCCGGGUCACACCUCCCUCGACGCGCUGGUCAACAACUUUCAAGCGUUGGAUAUCACCCCGCUCAUACUUGGAGCAGAGCAAGCUCAGCGCGAUGUUGCCGCUGCCCACAACAGCGAUGUGAUUGAAGACGUCGCUCGGUCGGGGGCACUGGAAGCAGAGCAGCAAGACCGAGAUGCUGCACAACUCACCCGUACAGAUGCCGGUUUCAGGCUUGGCAGCUCCACGCGAGCAGUAAACAUCAAGAGCUUGACCAUGCGCUGUCCAGAGUCUAGGUCGGCGCUCGUAGGCACGCAAUUGCAGCGCGUGGCCGCAAACAAGCCCGGUCUCACGUCCAGUUCACCCUGGGAUCAACGCUUCUCAACGUCAUCUUUCGCCACCACCUCCGACUACAUCGACAGCUCGGCAGCUCACACUCGAGCAUUACAUGCGCCCAGCGGUGUCAUGCUGUGCUCGCAGCCAUUGCCCUCCGAGGAGCUGGUGGAAGAGUGGGAGGCGCUACGAGACACGCUCAAAGAUCCCAUGCUGCUCUACAAUGCCAUGCCUGGUGGCCACUACAGGGUAGCCAGACCACUCACGCCACCCAAAAGCGGGCAGGGUCACGGGGAUGAGCACUCAAGCGACGAUCAAGAAGCGGAGAUUGAUCCGGCUAUGUGUCUGAGGCGGAUCCACAAGGAGUGGUUGAGCGACGUCUUGUCUGGGAAGCUGGAUCGGGAAUCACGGAGCGUAGCGCCCGCCAUACCGGCAUGA